AUGGCCACGACAUGUUAUUACAAUCAUGCCGAAUACGGUUACGUGUACGACGGAAAUCUGAGCGAAACAGUGAAUGGGUUCACGUGUCAGCAGUGGUCUAAAGACACACCACAUCAGCGAUCCAUUUGGAUCAGAAAUCUGAAGAACAUCCCCGUUGACGCCAGCUGGGAGGAGGUUUCCAAUCACUGUCGGGGAGUGAAGGGGGAUCCCGCCUUUAUCUGGUGCUACACCACCGACCCACGUCACAAUUGGGAUCAAUGUGAUGUACAGCAAUGUCAAGUGCCAGAUUGUGGAGAAACAAUAGGGAAAGCAUAUUCCGCUUGGAGACCGGCUAAAAACACGCAUUACCCAGCGAAGUUUUCAUAUAAAUGUAUUGCUGGAUUCAAAUCCACUGGCAUAGUCUCUUCUGAGUGUCAGAAAAACGGAAGAUGGAGCACCAUCGACUUUUCGUGCACACGAUAUAAAUGCAAAUAUCCUCCACAUGUACCUGGUGCUAGACCACUGCUUGGCGCUACAGACCAUAAACAGUUUCCGUCUGUGAUCUACUACCGAUGUCUGCCAGGAUACCACGCUACGUCAAAGUUAUCAUGCGACUUAAACAAACAUUCAAUGGUCACGCUUGGUUUGCGGGAGGCUGCUCAGUGGAGGAACACUGUCUGA
Messenger RNA from Gigantopelta aegis, 660 nucleotides. RefSeq names its product plasminogen-like. NCBI's taxonomy places the organism in Eukaryota, Metazoa, Mollusca, Gastropoda, Neomphalida, Peltospiridae. Bases 1 to 660 code for a protein of 219 amino acids. The transcript has 5 exons. The record is from RefSeq and is a predicted model, not a curated record.